GGGGCAUGGGCAGCGGGGCGCGCCCCGGUGGGGGGGCGGCAGGCGGGGCGGGAGGGGCGGGAGGGGGCAGGCCCGCCGGCGCUGGGCCCGCCCCUGCUUGCCCACCCAAAAUGGCUAAUAAUGGCGGGCCGAGCGGCGGGACGAUUAGCCGAAGUGCGGGUGCGUGUGGCCCGCGCCUCGGCGCAGGACCGUUGCGGAGCGGGUCGUCGCGCCCGCAAUAAGGCCGGAUCACUGGCCCACCUGAGCCACUCGGGGCCCGAACCCCCGCCCGCCACGGCUCAUCUCGCGCCCACCACCCGCACGCCGCCCCCGCGCCAGUUGACCGCCGCCACCCCCCGCGCGCACCACGCCAUGCCGCGGGCGCACUAACUCGCGUCGUCCUCGCCGCCGCCGCCACCGCCGCCGCCGCCGCCGCCACCACUGAAGUGUUGCUCAGUGGGGAGUGAGUGAGCGGCCGCCAGCAUGAACCUGCUGCACCCGGACCGCGGGGCGCUCUACGCCAACAUGCUGGGAAGCAUGGGCGGCGCCUCCGCGGCCUCGCUGCCCCAACGCUCGCCCUUCGCUAUCCAGGAGCUGCUCGGCCUGGGCUCCUCCGAGGGGCACCGCUCCCCGCCCAACCUGACGUCGGGGGGGCUGCCGCACGCCAUCACGCCCUCGGCUCUGGGCACCUCGCUGGGCACCUCCGCCUACACCGCCGCCCGAACUCUCGCCUCGCAGGCCUCGCAGCUCCUGGAGCCUCUGGGCGUGGGCGCCGGAGCGGGCAUGGGCGCGGGUAUGCGAAGCUACUUCGGCCAGUUCAACCCCUUCAACCACGCCCCGCCGCAGAUGCUGGCCCUGGACCCCGCGCUGCGCCACGACGCCCACCAGCACCACGCCCACACAGGCUUCAGCUCCGAGUCCCUGCUGGGCAAGCCUUCAGACCCCUCGGGCUUGGGGCUUUCCAGGAAGAAGAAGAAGAAGCGACGACACAGGACAAUCUUCACAUCCUACCAGCUGGAGGAGCUCGAGAAGGCCUUCAAGGACGCCCACUACCCCGAUGUGUACGCCCGAGAGAUGCUGUCCCUCAAACUAGACCUACCUGAGGACCGGAUACAGGUGUGGUUCCAGAAUCGUCGGGCGAAGUGGCGCAAGACGGAGAAGACGUGGGGCAAGAGCACCAUCAUGGCGGAGUACGGCCUGUACGGCGCCAUGGUGCGACACUCCCUGCCGCUGCCGGAGGCCAUCGUCAAGUCCGUGGAGGCGGGUGAGGAGUGUCCUGCGCCCUGGCUCCUAGGUAUGGGUCAGAGUCCAGGGAUGCACCGGAAGAGCAUGGAGGCGGCGCAGCAGCUCCAGAAGGCGGACGGUGAGAAGGACAUGGACGAGAGCACGAGCAGCCACGAGGAGAAACGGGACCUGCACACGGGGGAAGCCGGGGGUGAGGGAGGAGGCGGAGGGGCGACGGGGGGCACCACGGAGGAGGGAGGAAGAAGGGGAGAGGGUGGAGGAGGAGGAGAGAGUGGCAAAGGAGGAGAGACGGAAGAUGAAUCAGGAGGAGGAGGAGACAGAGACAGGGAAAGAGAAGUAGGAGGUAGUGGAGGAAGUAAUGGCACAAGUGGACUAGGAGGAGGAGGAGGAGGAGGAGGAAUGGAGAGAGGAGACAGAGGAGGAGGAGGGGGAGGUAGUGGUGGUGGUGGGGGUAGUGCUGGGAGGAUAAAAGGCGAGAGAGGCGGAGACAUGAGUGACAUGGACGACGGCAGCGGCGACCUGACCGACGACGAGGGGAGCAGAGACGGCGAGGCGGGCGAGGGCAAGCUGCACGCCCCCCCCAGCGACGACUUCAGGUCCAGCAGUAUCGCCGCGCUCCGACAGAAGGCCCAGGAACACAGCGCCAUGCUCCUGCAGAACAUCAACCCCCAUGACGCCCUAGCCCACCACCCCGCCGACAUGAAGGCCGCCUACAUGCACGCCCACGCCCUCCACCAGCAACAACAGCAACUACAGCAACAACAACAACAAGAGCAGCAGCCACCACAACGACAGCCCCCGCCUCUCCACGCGUUAGGGGCGGGGCUCCCUCCCACGCCCCCCCGCCCCCCACACCACCUCCACCAGGCCCUCUACUAAGAUGGCGCUAACUACAACACCCCUCCCUCUCCUUCUCGUCCUUCCCUCCACCCCUACCCCUUCCCCCCGCAGAUAUCAUCCCCCUCACCUAGAGACAUCACCCCAUUCUACAAACCUCAUCCCCUCACUUUCACCCUUCAUACAUCAAUCCCUUCCUCUCCCCCUGCCCUUUCACCCUUCCAGACAUCACCCCCCACCCUUCCCCCUACCUAUUCACCCUUCAGACAGCGCAUCCCCUUUCCCCUCCCCACCACAGCCUCUUCAGUUACCCUACCACCAUAGCCCACGCCUGCCACCCUCCCCUUCCACAGCAAAACGCCGCAGCUCCCUCCACCCUGCCACCACAGUACCACAGCCGCUACAGUCACCCAAACCACCACCGCCUCAGAUAUCCCCGACCACCACAGCUGCGAAGUCCCUCCAGUAUGACCACCACAGCCAUCAACAGCAGUUAUCUCUCCUCCACCAUUCCGCCGCCACAGCAACUUCAGCCACCCCCAACCACCACAGCAACAGAAGCUCCGAUCCCCCACCACAGACAUCGCCAGUAGACCUCCCCUUUCCACCUUCCCCCCACCCCACUAAGCCCUUCGCAAGCCCACCACACCCCAGCCACAGCAUCUUCAGCCACACCGAACCACCACAGAAACAGAAACUCUGAUCCCCCACCACAGCCAUUGCCAGUAACUUCCCCAUUCCCCAUUUCCCUUCCCCCCACAUACCGACCCCCAGCCCCCCUAAAACCCAUUUCAAGCCCUCCACACCCCAGCCACAGCAUCCUCAGCCACACCGAAGUACCACAGGAUCUAGACCUUCAAUCCCCGACCACAGCCACCACCAGCAUCCCUCCCCUUUCCCUCCCUCCCCCCAAUACCUCUUCCCCUGCCCCCCCUAAGCCCCUUUCAACGCCCCCCCCCCCUCGCCAAAGCCACAGCACCAGCAGCCUCAAGAGGGAUCUGUCGUCCUCUCCGCGUCCUCGUCUCAAUACUCUUGUCAUCAUAGUCGAAGGGAAUUGAAGUGAAAUUAAGUCAAUGGAAAUGUGUUUGAGUUUCUUGUUUUAUCCUUUAUUUGACGUCUCUUUUUUUCAUGUCUUUCUCUUCCUUGCCUUUUCUCUUUUUUUUAUAUUCAUUGCUCUUUUUUCUCUUCUUCUGGUGCGUAAGAUCUUAUUUAUUAUUCAUUUGAUUUAUUUUUUAUUUUUACAUACAUUUUUAUUUUCAUUUUUCAUAUCACUCACUUUUUUUUAUGGGGGGGGAAGGAAGGAGGAGGAGACCUUUUCUUCCUUGUCCUUUUCCUUCCUUCUGCUGCUCUCCCACAAGCUCGUCUUUGUUUAUUUGAUAUCUACAUCUACAUACAUAUUUUCCCAUUUAUCCAAUCAAUCAUUUUUUUGUUGGGGAAGGAUUCUCUUUCCCUGCCCUGUUGUACUCUUUUGCCGCCCCAUAAGUACGUAUUUAUUUAUCUGUUUGUGAUCCACUUCUACAAUAUUCUUUUUCCCAUUUGUCUAAUAAACUUCAAUUUUAUUUCCAUUUCAUUGGCCAUUCACAAUGAGGGAUACUGAAGCGGCGGAUAACGAAGAGGUUGUCCUUCCUCCUCUUACCACCUUUCUUCCUGAUCAUCUUUCUAUUCCUCUUCCUUUCCAUACUUUUAAUCUAUUCCCCCUUCUUUCCUUCAUUUCUUCCUACCCAUAAGCCACUUCCCCUCUUUUUCAUCCCCUCCAUUAUCUUCUUCAUUCCUUUCCUUUCAUCUUUCUAUUCUUCUUCAUUUCCAUACUUUUUAUCUAUUCCGCUCUCCUUUUCUUCCUCCAUUCUCCCUUCUUUCCUUCAUUUCUUCCUACCCAUAAGCCACUUUCCCUCUUUUUAACCCCAUCCUUUUUUUCUUCAUUCCUUCCUUUCAUCUUUCUUCUUCAUUUCCAUACUUUUAAUCCAUCCCGCUCUCCUCUUCUUCCUCCAUUCUCCUUUCUUCCCUUCUUUUCUUCCUACCCAAAAGCCACUUUCUCUCUUUUUCUUCCCAUCCCUUUUUUUUCUUCAUUCCUAACCCAUAAGCCUCUUCACUCACUCCCUUUCCUCCUCCUCCCUCUCCCCCCCCCCCUUCUCCUGAGCUUCGUAAUACUCCAGUAAUAUUUCUCGGCCUUCCAAAUAGAUCGAUAUACUCCAUUAAUUAGAGAGUUUGUUGAUCGAAAGUCCUCCAAGGUGCAGUUGUUAUUAUUAUUAUUAUUUUUAUUUUUAUUUUUUCAUCCUUGUCAAAAAAAGAAAAAGAAAUAGAACACACUUAUAUCUCCCUCCUCCCUCCUUAUUACUCUUUUUCUUCUUCUUCUUCUUCGUGUUGCUCCUCCUCCUCCUCCUCUGACGUCAUAGAGUAAACAACCACAUCCGCCAUAAUGGAAAAGGAGUUUGUUUCCAUUGUUUGCAUCCAUUAAUUUAGCAGCUUUUUGUUGGCAUUUAAAUUACCUUUUUUUUGUGUACCGUCAUGUUGCACUGCGGGGGAGGAGGGGGGAGGGGGAGGGGGGCG
Molecule: messenger RNA, 4608 nt
Organism: Eriocheir sinensis (Chinese mitten crab)
Lineage: Eukaryota; Metazoa; Arthropoda; Malacostraca; Decapoda; Varunidae
Product: visual system homeobox 1-like
Exons: 7
Coding region: 463-2103 (546 amino acids)
Biological process (GO): regulation of transcription by RNA polymerase II
Cellular component (GO): nucleus
Molecular function (GO): DNA-binding transcription factor activity, RNA polymerase II-specific; sequence-specific double-stranded DNA binding
Source: RefSeq, a predicted model, not a curated record